AUGGCGACAGAAGACGUAACAGUGGAGCUGGGAAUCCAGAGCCCCUCAACAGACAAAGCACCUGAAGGUGCUGCAGGUCAAGUGUCCCCGGCUGUGGAGAAAGACCCUGUUCCCCCAGACCCAGAGAAGAACCCUAGGCCCUCAGACCCAAAGAAAGAUCCUGAUCCAGCCACCCUGAAGACAGACGCCGAAAGCCCUGCUCCAGAAAUAGGGGAUGUUGCCCCAGCUCCACCAUCACCCAGCAGCCAGGGUCCCCAGGGAGAGGCUGGCCAGGACGGGGGAGCUGCAGAAGGCAGUGUUGGGCAGCCAGCGGCCCUGCCCGAGCAGACGGCAACAGCAGAGGCCAGCGAGCAGAAGCUGGGGGCCAAGCAGAUCCCCUCGGGCCACCAGGACCCUGGAGAGCCCACAGUGGGCAGGAAGGCGGUAGAGGACCACGUGGCUGCCAGGAGAGGCUCACCUGCAUUUCUGCACAGCCCCAGCUGCCCCGCUGUCAUCUCAAGCUCUGAGAAGCAGCCCCCCCAGGAACCCCUCAGUGAGGCAUCUGAGCUCAUCUUUGAAGGGGUGACUCCCGCCCCCACAGAUCCCGGGUCAGCCGAUGCAGAAGGAGCGAAGAAUGAGCUGGCGGAGAGCCAUAAGGAAGCAGGAGAGAAAGCCCCAGGCCACUCUGGCCAAGAUGGCCAGGUGAAGGCGCAGGAGGACACCGCCAGUGGGAUUGAGUUCCAGGCUGUUCCCUCGGAGAAACCGGAGGUGGGGCAGGCCCUUGGCCUCCCAACCAGAGAGGAGGACUGCUUCCAGAUUUUAGAUGACUGCCCACCACCCCCAGCCCCGUUUCCCCACCGCAUUGUGGAGCUGAGAACCGGAAAUGUCAACAGUGAAUUCAGCAUGAACUCCAAGGAGGCGCUGGGAGGAGGCAAGUUUGGAGCAGUGUGUACCUGCACAGAGAAAGCCACAGGCCUCAAGCUGGCAGCCAAGGUCAUCAAGAAGCAGACCCCCAAAGACAAGGAAAUGGUCAAGCUCGAGAUUGACGUCAUGAAUCAGCUGAACCACCGCAACCUGAUCCAGCUGUACGCGGCCAUCGAGACGCCACACGACAUCAUCCUGUUCAUGGAGUACAUCGAGGGUGGCGAGCUCUUCGAGAGGAUCGUGGACGAGGACUACCAGCUCACCGAGGUGGACACCAUGGUGUUUGUCAGGCAGAUCUGUGAUGGGAUCCUCUUCAUGCACAAGAUGCAGGUGCUGCACCUGGACCUCAAGCCAGAGAACAUUCUGUGUGUCAACACUACGGGCCACUUGGUGAAGAUCAUUGACUUUGGCUUGGCACGGAGGUAUAACCCCAACGAGAAGCUGAAGGUGAAUUUUGGGACCCCAGAGUUCCUGUCGCCCGAGGUGGUGAAUUACGACCAAAUCUCCGAUAAGACAGACAUGUGGAGUUUGGGGGUUAUCACCUACAUGCUGCUGAGCGGCCUCUCUCCUUUCCUGGGAGAUGACGACACGGAGACCCUGAACAACGUGCUCUCCGGCAACUGGUACUUUGACGAGGAGACCUUCGAGGCCGUGUCAGACGAGGCCAAAGACUUCGUCUCCAACCUCAUCGUCAAGGAGCAGGGGGCCCGGCUGAGCGCUGCCCAGUGCCUCGCCCACCCCUGGCUCAACAACCUGGCGGAGAAAGCCAAGCGCUGUAACCGACGUCUCAAGUCCCAGAUCUUGUUGAAGAAAUACCUCAUGAAGAGGCGCUGGAAGAAAAACUUCAUCGCUGUCAGCGCCGCGAACCGCUUCAAGAAAAUCAGCAGCUCCGGGGCCCUAAUGACUUUGGGGGUGUGAGCCCCCCGGCAGCCGAGGCCUGGACGCAGCCGCAUAGGGCCCGGGGCUGAGGCCACACAGCCCUGAAGGCCAGAGAAGGCGGGCUGGCCGGCACCAGGCUGCGCCAGGCUGGGAGGCUCGGGGCUCCCCACGCGCCCCCCACGCAGUGACCGCUUCCCUGCCGUGAGCCGCCGCAGAGUGUGGCCCGGAUCCAGCCUGCUAGCGCCUCCCCAGAGCUCUGGCCCACCAGCAGCGCCCCAGACUCUAGGGCUCAUUGUUGCCGACACCCCCGCAUCCCUUCCCUCCCCCCAACUCCUUGUCUUUUAAGUCUGUCCUGGUGGCCCCUGCUUUGCCCCGCUAGGGUCAUCCGCAGCCUGGGCUCACCGGAGAUCCCAGCAUGUGUGGCUCCUAUGGGGAAACCGCUCAGCCCAUGCCUGGGCCCGGCUGCCAGGGGGAGACAGAGCAGGCUUUGUGAGAGAGACCCGGCACCCUGCUGCCUCCUUUCCCAACAGAUAAGACCCAGCACACAUCAUCUGACCCGCUGGCCCCCUCCCACCCUCCG
Ochotona princeps (American pika) is the source of this 2362-nucleotide messenger RNA. It is a transcript of the gene MYLK2, whose product is annotated as myosin light chain kinase 2. Gene Ontology annotation, biological process: protein phosphorylation; intracellular signal transduction; positive regulation of apoptotic process. The record is from RefSeq and is a predicted model, not a curated record. Gene Ontology annotation, molecular function: ATP binding; protein serine/threonine kinase activity. NCBI's taxonomy places the organism in Eukaryota, Metazoa, Chordata, Mammalia, Lagomorpha, Ochotonidae. Gene Ontology annotation, cellular component: nucleus; cytoplasm. Bases 1 to 1821 code for a protein of 606 amino acids. The transcript is spliced from 12 exons.